AUGGCAUCCUUGGAGCAGCAAAGCAAUGCCCAUUCUUCACUGUCACUCGCCCUCGAGACCCUAACGGAUUCGGUAUCCGGCGCCCUUGCUGCGCUACCGCACGACCAGCCGCACCACGAUGCCUCAGACAAGUCGUCCGUCCUCGCACCAGCAGACGGUAUUUCCCUUCUCGAUACCAAAAACGAAGUGCUGCUCUCCUACCUCCAGACCCUUGCUUUUUUCCUCCUCCUUCAGGUUCGACGUCUCAACGCCCAACCACUGCAACGAGCCAGUGGCCUCUCGCAGGAUGUCACCACCCAGGAGCAAGAGGUCGUCAACAGGCUAGUGGAACUACGGAGCUACCUCGAAAGGGGUGUGAAGCCUCUUGAAAAUCGACUCAAGUACCAGGUCGACAAAAUUUUGAAGGCAGCAGACGACGCUGAAAGAACCCAGCGAAUCGCAGCAGGGAAAAAGGAAACUAAACGGAAAGAUAUAGCCGGUGGCAGUGACACAGACUCGUCGACGGGGAGCAAGAUGAGCGGCGCAAGUAGCGACGAGGAUGAAACCGAAGAGGAUGAAGACAUUGACGAACUUGCCUAUCGACCCAACCUUGCAGCGCUCUCCAAGGGAACCAAGGACACGGAGAACCCGGCCACAUCUACAAAGUCUACACCUGGUGACGGCGUUUACCGGCCUCCAAAGAUAAAGCCGACUGCCUUGCCCAUGGAGGCCUCCGAUCGCCGCUCUGACCGUGAGCCGCGCCGUCCCGCGAAAUCCCGUGUGAUCGACGAGUUUGUGAGUGCCGAAAUGUCUGUCGCGCCCAUGGCGGAGCCCAGUAUCGGCAGCACCAUCCGGGCUGGCGGCAGAGAAGUGCGCACCCAGCGCCAACGAGAGAUUGAGGCGGAGCGGCGAUCGUAUGAAGAGACCAAUUUCGUGCGACUGCCCAAGGAGAGUAAAAAGGAUCGGGCCCAAAGAGGCGCAAAGCGGCAGGGUGGAUUUGGCGGGGAGGACUGGAGAAGUCUUGGGGAGGGUGCGGAUCGAAUUGAGCGACUGACUCGCCGGAACAAGGGGGCUGGAGGUGCCUUGGAGAAGAGCAGGAAGAGACGGCUGACCGAAGACGGGCCUCGGGGCGACGGUGUCAGCAUCGGCGAAGGGUUCGAGAAGCGACGGAAGAAGGUUGCGGGUUGGAAAAAGUAG
Uncinocarpus reesii 1704 is the source of this 1176-nucleotide messenger RNA. RefSeq lists its product as uncharacterized. Gene Ontology annotation, cellular component: nucleolus; small-subunit processome. The coding region runs from base 1 to 1176 and encodes 391 amino acids. NCBI's taxonomy places the organism in Eukaryota, Fungi, Ascomycota, Eurotiomycetes, Onygenales, Onygenaceae. The record is from RefSeq and is a predicted model, not a curated record. Gene Ontology annotation, biological process: maturation of SSU-rRNA from tricistronic rRNA transcript (SSU-rRNA, 5.8S rRNA, LSU-rRNA). The transcript has a single exon.